Sclerotinia borealis F-4128 is the source of this 501-nucleotide messenger RNA. The record is from the annotation of a GenBank genome assembly. Lineage: Eukaryota; Fungi; Ascomycota; Leotiomycetes; Helotiales; Sclerotiniaceae.
AUGUCGUACGCACAAGCAGCAGCUUCAGGUCCACAACAGACUGAUGAGGAGAAACGUGCCCCUGCCCCACCAUCCGUCAUCCCUACCGAAAGUACCUCUACCUCCUCCUUAAUUGACGUCGACACCGACUCCGUGCACACCGUUCCCUCAGACUUCCAGUCACAACCAAUCCAAACCGAGACACAAGCCAAUCGUCUCGAGCAAGAAGCCGAACAAAUUGAGGCCAAGAUCCGAUCCGCCAAGGAUGUUUCUGCCAAGAAAUCAAAGAAAAACAAGAGCCUUGUUGAAGAGAACCGUCAUAACCCAGUAAUAAUUGGAAAUGCGAUUGCGGUUGCGGUAUUAAGCGCUGGUUUAGGUUUCGGAGCAUAUCAAAAGUACGCUAAAGGGGACUUGACAUGGAAGGUUGUGGGUGUGUGGGCUGGUCUUGUGGGUGUUUUGGCGACUGGAGAUUAUUACUUGAGCUCGUACCUUUUCGAGACUAAGCAGCCAGCCAAGAAGUAA